Prorocentrum cordatum is the source of this 786-nucleotide messenger RNA. NCBI's taxonomy places the organism in Eukaryota, Dinophyceae, Prorocentrales, Prorocentraceae. The record is from the annotation of a GenBank genome assembly.
GUUCCCGGCGGUGACCAGGUUGAGCAGAGCUUACCUCCUGCUUGGCUUGGUCUCACCGCUGGGGUCCCCCCUCGUCUCGAGCUGCAUUGUGCAGUAAGGUGUUACUCUGUUCCACUUACUGUACACGGUGCUUCAGAGUCUUUUUGCCUGAGUACCGUACAUCUUUGCACACGUGUCGGCAUACUAUUCAUUUCUGCUGCGGUAUUCUGCAUGAUCGAGUGCUCUCCAUCGUGCACACACUGUCUGUUCUGUGCUGUCUCAUUGCGUCUAUUCAUUCAGUGCUUCAUUCAGUGUUUCAUUCAGUGAGCUCACUAUUCUGCAUUCAGUUGUUGCAUUCAGUGCUUCAUUCAGUGUUGCAUUUACUGCUCUCUAUCUGCACAAUGGCCGACGCUCGGAUGUCUGAUGCCGACGUCAAUGAUCGGAAACGGAGGCGUGAUUUGGAAAUGGCAGAGGAGAGAGCCAACGAGUUGCAGCAACGUCAGGUGAUCCUCAGUCAAUCUAGUGAUUCUGGUUUCAAGGCUUUCCUGGAAUGGACAUUCGACAAAGAUGAUCGAUCAAAACGUGAGAGUGAGGAGAGCCGUCAAUUACUUCAGACCCUUCAUGAGAAGACGGAUAAAGCGGAGAAGGCAGUUGUUGAUCUUCAAAAGCAACAGCAUGCUGAUUCUGCGCGUAUCACGGCUCUUGAGCAGCAGAUGAAAAACGGUCCUCCUUCCCUCGGGGGUGCUUCGACUCGCUCGGGUGCCCCAUUGGACUUUGCGCCAUCUUUCGUAGAAGCUUACGGAUGGG